Molecule: messenger RNA, 2283 nt
Organism: Torulaspora globosa
Lineage: Eukaryota; Fungi; Ascomycota; Saccharomycetes; Saccharomycetales; Saccharomycetaceae
Gene: YPP1
Product: Ypp1p
Exons: 1
Coding region: 1-2283 (760 amino acids)
Molecular function (GO): protein binding
Source: RefSeq, a predicted model, not a curated record
AUGGUGGUGUUGGGUGAUGCGAUCGAGCGGAGCCUGGCGGCGAGGCUGCUGGGGGCCGGGGAGUUCAACAGCGGGGAUGCAGUCCUGGAUAGGGCGCUGAGGCUCCAGUUUAGGGUCCAGUACCAUCUGUUUGGGGCUGGGAUGACUGCUGUGGUCGGCCAGGUGCUGCUUGACGAGUGUGAGAAGGUUGGCGGAUGCCUAGCGGCAUCCGCCAGGGAGGCCCAGACGAGCAGACUGAUAGAUAAGGUUCUUCACAACACUAGAGGCGUCCUGUGCUUCCAUUUGGGCGAGAUGGAGGAUGCUGUGACGCAGCUCGAGGCAGCCAGGGCGAUUGGUAUCGGAUACGGGGAGUUUGGGCGAUACUUGGAGUUGGAGAACUUGUACUACCGCGGGCUUUGCCAGGACUCGCCGGCGCUGUACGGCAGCGAGCUGGCCGAGGUCGUGGAGGCUAUUCCGGACGAGUCCCAGGGGUUGGCGCUGCAUUAUCUGUACGCAAUCCUUGAGAAGCUCGCCAAGGAAGCGAACAAGACCGAAAUGCUGAAGCAGCUUCCCCAGACAAGCUCUGUGGGUCUCAUGGCGCGGCAUUUCUCGAGGGAAAUUCGCGAGAAGGAGCUGUUGAGUCUGGCGCAGGCGGUGCUGCAGAAGGCAAAGUUCCCUCAGGCUAAGGAGACAAAUGAUGUUGAACUCGAGAGAUUCCACGCCUUCAUGUCGUACUAUUUCAGGACACAGAAAAGCGUCUCUGCCGAAUGGGGCGAUUUCAUCGUAGCAUCGAUGCAGAGGACGUUCCAGUCCGUGAAAGUGGCCAAGAGCGCAAUGCUGUACUUUGCAAAGACCAACGGUAAGGCAACACACAGCAGGAGGGAAUCGGUGCUGAACUUUAUCAACUUUGCGAGGUACGCCGAGAAGCAUUAUGUGAUCAGCGGUGGAACAUACCAAGACGUCAUGUCGUUGAUCGAUUGCUACAGUUUUGUGCUGCGGAUGGCGAGGGACGAGUCGUGGAACAUUGAGAGUGUCUUCAACGUGGAGGAAACUACCAAUAAGCUACUGAAGCUUUUGCACUUCUUCUACCAUGAAUACAAUUUCCCGCUGAUGGAGAAUGCCGAGUCGCUGAAUUGGCUUGAAAACUCGUCGAAACUUUUCCUGCCCAGAACAGUCUCGAGAACUCUGUCAGAGGCCUGGGAGGUUCUCUAUCAGGUGCGAGCCGAAUCCUUGAAACAUAUGGUGUCCAAUGAUCUGGCCUGCUACUUGUCGAACGCUAUGUGUGCCGCCCCAAAGGGCAGUAAUUUAGCCGAUUUGCAAUUCGAGUACUCCUAUGUGCUUGCAUCACAAAGAAAAAUAGAGCCUGCCAUCAAAGUUUUGAAAUCCGUGCUUCUGGAAGCAAAUCCAGAGCUCUAUAAAGCCUGGCAUCUUCUGGCACUUUGUGAAUCCAUUCACGAGAACAAGGAAGUCUCCUUCAAGAUUGUCUGUUCUGUUCUAGAAGCUAUGAAAGAGAGCCUAGCUGAGAAUAAAUUACGAAUUCUCGAUAGAUGGCAAUUCAUUCAGUUAAAACUGACGCAGUUGAGCCUCAUCGAUGAGCUGUUUGGCACCUUAGAUGCUUCGGAAAUGCUCCCGGAGGUUUUCGAGCUUUACUCGGUCUUAUUUCCAGCGGACACCGAAGAGUUUGAUAGAAUUGGUGAUAAAUGUAAGCAAUCAAAGGAAUAUCUACUGCAAGCCAUUUGGAUUUUUGCGGCUAACCUUUACAUGAGGCUCGGUGAUAAAGUAGAAGAUGCCAAGAAAGCUAUCAGCGAAGCAGAGCAGGUCACAGAUAAAUUCAAGAAUCUUAACUGUGACCUUGCGAGGGGCUAUUUGAAAUUGAUCAAUGGAGAGCCAAGAGCCGCUUUGAGUAAUUUCGAAACUGUGUUAUUUUACGAUCCGCUGAACGUUAAUGCUCUCAUAGGUUUUGCUCAAAUCAUUUUUCCAGAAGAGCUGAAUGAAUCGGAGGCGGCACUACGAGAGUAUUGGCAUUUAGAAGAGUCCAACAAAGGAGCCCACAGUGCGGGAGGCACAACGCAGCAAGUGUUUGUCAGCGACCUGGAUAAAUCUGCUGCUUGUGCCAGGCUGAAAUUUCUACUGGAGUAUGCCAUUACGAAGUCCAUCGAAGCCUACCACUCACCAGAAGUAUGGUGGUAUCUCUCGAGCAUUUAUGAAAAAUAUGAAGACCAAAGCUACAAAGCUUCGCUACUGAACUGCAUACGGUAUAAAGAGUCGGAUCCAAUCCGAGCAUUCCAAAGUUGUAACUUUUAG